Molecule: messenger RNA, 957 nt
Organism: Zingiber officinale
Lineage: Eukaryota; Viridiplantae; Streptophyta; Magnoliopsida; Zingiberales; Zingiberaceae
Product: two-component response regulator ORR9-like
Exons: 5
Coding region: 70-669 (199 amino acids)
Biological process (GO): phosphorelay signal transduction system; cytokinin-activated signaling pathway
Source: RefSeq, a predicted model, not a curated record
UUUAAUCCCUGCCUCUCCACUCGGGUCAUAAGAGAAGCAAGAACGACUUUUUCUUGUUCAGUUUUUUCCAUGGCUGUUGAAUCAGAAGCAAGGUUUCAUGUCCUGGCUGUGGAUGAUAGCGUCAUGGACAGAAAGCUCAUUGAGAAGCUCCUCAAAAUCUCUUCCUUUCAUGUUACAACAGUGGAUUCAGGAAGCAAGGCCCUUGAAUUCUUGGGAUUGUCUGCAACUGCCUCGCCAGAACAGAGUGAAAUCGAGGUGAAUUUGAUCAUAACAGAUUACUCCAUGCCAGGGAUGACAGGGUAUGACCUUCUCAAAAGGAUCAAGGGGUCAUCUUCCUUCAAGGACAUUCCAGUAGUGAUUAUGUCAGCGGAGAAUAUGCCUUCCAGGAUAAAUAGAUGCUUGGAAGGAGGAGCAGAUGAGUUCUUUCUCAAGCCAGUGAGGCUGUCUGACCUGAAAAAACUCAGGCCUCACAUACUGAAAGGGAAAUCAAAAGAGGGGCAUCUAAGUCAAGAAGAAAGCAGCGAGAUCAGUAAGAUCACCAGCAGAAGCAUCAGCCAUGACAGCAGUAGUAUCUGCUGCAGCAAAAGGAAAGCCAUGGACGAGGAAUCUGCACUAGAGAGGAGAAGACUGAGACUCUCCUGUGGUGGCUUGCAAUAUGAUCUAGCGUGAAGAACAUGGAUCCAGUCAGUUUCUUGGUUCCUCUAGUGAUGCCAAUUUUGCACUGAUAACGCAAUUCAAGAAUAGGAAAUGUAAAUAACGGGAGAAGAAGGUACUGAUCGAUGGACUUAAGAUGCCAUGAGGCUAUUUAAUCACCAGUUUCUGUUAGUUUAUUCUGGCAAAUGGUGCGGCUGCAGGCUCAUGGCAUCUCACUGCCACGAGAAAGGGUUCAUCUUUACUUGUAAUGGAGAAUCAUAACAAAAAGUAUCGAAAACAAAAUGAAAAUGAGGGAAUAAACAA